Owenia fusiformis is the source of this 560-nucleotide messenger RNA. The record is from the annotation of a GenBank genome assembly. Lineage: Eukaryota; Metazoa; Annelida; Polychaeta; Sabellida; Oweniidae.
UUACAUAACACAUAUAUCUAGCACAACAUGUGGACUUCACCCAACACCUGUGUGUUCCCAUUGACCAACCCCUAAUAUGACAGUAUAUAAGAAGAUGCUCACAAUCUUCCUAUCAUAUCUCAUAAAUAUCACUCAACCAAAAUGAAAGUCGUAUUUGUUGCCUUGGCACUCAUUGCCGUAGCUUAUGGUCAGAGGGCCCAGCCUUGCAAGACCAGUGCUGACUGCAAGCCAGAGGAAUGCUGCGUACACGACCCAUUCAGCAAGAGAUUCUUAGGAGAUCUUUGGGGAGAAGAGAAAGGUUUCUGUGAGGGCAGGAAGAUGGAGGGAGACUUCUGCUCUGCCAGCAUGGGAGGUAUGGAUGAGCUAUGGAAGGUCAAGGACGGCAUGCACUCCUUCUCCUGCCCAUGUGCCUCUGGCCUUGAGUGCGUACCUGAAGAUAUCCACACUGAUGAUGGCCUCGUCGUCCACAUGAACCCACGAUGCACAGCCACCGAGGGAUCAGGAGACUUCUAAAUUAUCACCAGAUUUAGUGUCUUAUUUGUUAUCAAUAAAAAUUAAAA